AUGGCAAUCGACUUGAACGUUCAUGAGCUUCUAGUUAUUGGAGACUCAGACUUACUGAUUCAUCAAGUUCAAGGAAAAUGGGCCGUGAAAAAUCCAAAAAUCACACCGUAUGUGCAGUAUAUACAAAAAUUGUGCAAGAGAUUUCGCAAGAUUGAGUUCAGACAUACUCCCAGAACACAGAAUGAGUUGGCCGAUGCUCUUGCCACUAUUGCCUCAAUGAUCAAACAUCCGGAUACAAGUUAUAUUGAUCCCUUGGAUAUAGAGGUAAAAGAGCAGUCUGUCUAUUGUUCCCAUGUUGAAGCGGAGCCAGAUGAUUUGCCUUGGUAUUUCGACAUCAAGAAGUAUUUAGAGGACGGGACUUAUCCUGAGAAUGCAACGCUCAACCAAAAGAAAUCGAUACGCCGUAUGGCCCUCAAUUUUUUUGCAAGUGGGGAAAUCCUUUACAGGAGGAUUCCAGAUUUAGGUCUUCUCAGAUGCGUUGAUGCUAAUGAAGCUGCGAAGCUUCUGGAACAGAUAUAUGCCGGAGUUUGUGGUACUCACAUGAAUGGGCUCACUUUGGCGAGGAAGGUCCUUCGAGCCGGUUGGGGAAUGGAUGUCAUUGAUCCAAUAGAAACGACUGUCAGAACAUCAGUCGAAGCAACUCCAUAUUUGUUGGUGUAUGGGACAAAAGCAGUUAUACCUGCCGAAGUUGAAAUACCUUCAUUGAGAAUCAUCCAAGAAGCUGAAUUAAGUGAUGUUGAAUGGAUUCGCAAGCAGAUUGACCAGCUAACAUUGAUUGACGAGAAGAGAAUGGUUGCCGUUUGUCAUGGUCAACUAUAUCGACAGAGAAUGAAUCGUGCUUUUCACAAGAAAGUAAUAUCUAGGACAUUUGAAGUUGGUCAGUUAGUUCUUAAGCGCAUUUUCCCUCAUCGGGAUGAAUAUAAAGGGAAAUUAGCACCAAAUUGGCAAGGACCCUACAUGGUUCACAAAGUGUUAUCCGGAGGUGCCCUAGUCCUGUCGGAGAUGGAUGGCACUGAAUAG
Solanum stenotomum is the source of this 1020-nucleotide messenger RNA. RefSeq lists its product as uncharacterized. NCBI's taxonomy places the organism in Eukaryota, Viridiplantae, Streptophyta, Magnoliopsida, Solanales, Solanaceae. Gene Ontology annotation, molecular function: RNA-DNA hybrid ribonuclease activity; nucleic acid binding. The record is from RefSeq and is a predicted model, not a curated record. The transcript is spliced from 3 exons. Bases 1 to 1020 code for a protein of 339 amino acids.